CGGCGGCGGCGCGAGCCCUCCGCGCCCUCCUCGCGGGCCUCUCGCCGCCGCCGCUCUCCUCCGCCUCAUCUCCGCUCCUUCCGAACGCGCCGCGCGCGGGAUCCACCCUUACCUCCCGCUCUUGACAGCCCGGCUAACUCCCGUUCAUUCUUCAAAACCCACCCGCCUCUGGUGGUAUCUUGCUUCUUAUCUUCAUUAGUCCGUGGCCUCCGGCAUAGGAUCCGCGUUUCGUGUUUAAUCUCUGGCCACAUCAGACCCAGCACAAAGCUUGGCACCGCGUGGGCGAUUAGGAGGUGUUUGUUGAAUGAGAACGUCCUAUUUCUUUACUUUCUCUGUGGCCCCUCCCAUCAGGUGCUGGGGAUCAAACAGUGAACAAAACACGAAAACUCCUGUCAGGCCGGCGAGGGUCAUUGCCACUACCUCGUUCCUCCCGUGACCUUUCCUUUCCUUUCCUUCUAGCUGUACCUCUUCCCCUUUGUUUAAUCACCCCGUCUUUCCAUGAACAAUUUUCCUUCCCACUCGCUUUUUGCCUUAGGAACAUAAAAACCUAUUCUUAGAAACAAACACAUUCUCCUAAAAUUUGUUUGACCCACCAGCUCCCCAUUGUUGCCCGUUUUCUUUGAAUCCAGAUUGGUUCCCUUCUCUCUGACCCCACUUGAUUGGAUUUGUUCUGUCUGGCCAUCUGCUCCCUGACCUCCUGGGAGCAAUAUUCAGCUGUCACCUGUCCUAGGCCUGCCUCAGCCCCCCUCAAUGACACCCCAAACCCACUGCCACCUCUCUCUUUUACUUCUCUCCUUAUGAUUUCUCACCGUCUGACACCCCCAUUUUAGUGAACAUGACCUGUUUCUCCCCACUGGCAUGUGAGCAUGGUGGGGGCAGGGCAUAGUUUCCUUGGUGCCUACUGUGGGGCUUGGCGAGUAGCCCGUUCUCCAUCAGUGUUUGCUGAAUGAAUGAAAGGUACAUGAAGCAGGUAGUUUUGGCAUCCUUGUCGUCCACCCUCCUGCCUUCAUUCCAUCCUUGCUGCCUUGUCUUGUUAGGAAGUGGGGCUUCCAGUCCCACCCCUCUCAGAUCUUUUGCUGUAGACCUUGUCUUUAAUUCUGGCCGUGGGCUUCUGUGAGGGAACCACUGUGGAGGGCCUGAUGGGUAAGAAUCCAUCCUAAUGGCCAAGCACAGGCGCCCUCUGCCCUGGGGGUGGGGGCCUGGUGGGCUCUCUUGGACAGGAAGCGAUGGGACGCUGAGUUGAGAUGUCUGAUCAGGGUGGGCCUCAGGAUCAAGAUGGGUAUUUAGAGAACAGAAGUGCCAACUCAUCCAUGGUGCUCAGUUCCAUUAGUGUAUGAUUAGUCCACUGCGUUAUACAUUAGUUCCAUGUGAGACGGGCUGGCCCGUUUUAGAAGUUUUCUUUAGUCGAUGGCUUUGUGUGUGGAUUAGGCUGCAGGUGAGGGUGGGAUUUUGGGAGGAGUCUAGCUUGUUUGGGGUUCAUGGCAUCCUUUGGGGGAAAGGCGUGGAAGGGGUGGGGUGUUUGAUUCCAGGGGGACAUGUGGAAUCCCUCUCUAGGGGAGGACAGGCUGUCUGGAAUGGUUUGACUGAUGACCCAGAGGGGUUCCUCUGGUGCCGACCUAACCAGGCGCAGGGGAGGAGGAGUUCAGCGCGGUUUGUGAAGGAGGGAGGGCACACUGGGCUUUGUCCGAAGUUGGUCCUUGCUGAAGUUUUCCAUGCUGCUCCACCGCGCCCUCUGCUGUCCGAGACGGGGCGUUUCCAGCAUCCUUGUUUUCCUCUUGAGGCUAGUUCCUGUUAACAGCACAGAACUGAACUCCAGAUGGAAUACUUCUUUCUAGAAACUAAUUGGUAACCGUUUCGUCAUGUAUGACGGUUCAGAAUUUUAGGAAAAUCUUUUUUUAGGAAGGGGAAACUCCCUGCUGUGUGAGUCAGUGUGUUGGAGUGAAACUGGCAGAUUUGGAGGACACCCUCAGCACCUCCGCCUUGCCUUGUGGGUCUGUCCCUCCAACUGGCUUAGAGUGGAGAUGGGAUAUCUGGGGGAGAGCGUUCCAGAGAGAAUACAAGGAAGGACUGGAGCCCAGGAAGAGGGCAAAGGCAUCUUUCGAGUCCCGAGUCUUUCUGUCCAGGCAUCGUGUCUACAGGUAGUUUGCCCUCGGAGGACAGCAGGAAACGGUGUCUUCAAUGGCUUCAUUGGUGGCUUAUGAGGACUCGGACUCCGAGGCCGAGAGCGAGCCUGCGGGAAGCGUGGAUGCUGCUGGCCAGAGGAGGGACUCCGGUGAUAGGGUCCAACCUCAUGGCCAGGAUUUCGCACCGGGAGUCCUGGCCGGGACAAGAGGCACGCUGCCCACAGAGCACGGUUCCUGUGAGGACCCAGCCGGCCAGCGUCUCCCACUGGCUCGGCUCUGGAGGAGCCCAGGAUCUUGCCCCAGCCAGAGGCUACAGUGGCCCAGGACAGAGCCCCAAGUCACCUUCCCCACCAGCGAGCCUCCUCGUCCUUCCCUGUGUGCCAGCCACGCUCCCGCUGGCCAUGUACCCUGGGCAGCCGCCCAUGGUAAGCAGAUGAAACUCUCUUGGGGAACUUACGACCCUCCCGAGCCACCUUUGCAUGCCCGACCCAAAUCGGAGCCCCCAGGAAAAAGUGGCAGCUCUCUUCAUAAGAAGAGGCCAGAGGACUGCAUUGUACCCUACACCCCGAAAAGACUGAGGCACUUGCAAGCAUUAAGCACAGAAACAGGCAAGAACAAAGAUGCGGAGGCCCAGGGUCCUCUGCGCGCCCCCCGCCCUCUGUGCACGGCCCCCCACGUGUCCGAGUUCAUCCAGCCGUACCUGGGCACCCCAUAUAAGGAGACCCUGAUUUCCCAGAGGGUGCUCUUCUACCUGCGAGGCCACAAGGGCCCCGUCAGCAGCAUCCAGUGGUGCCCUGUCUUCUCAAAGAGCCACCUGUUCCUCUCGGCUUCUCUGGAUAAAACCUUCAAGGUGUGGAAUGCGGUGGACUCGGGGAGAUGCCUGCAGACCUACUCUCUGCACAGUGAGGCGGUGCGUGCUGCCCGGUGGUCUCCCUGCGGCCAGCGCGUCCUUACCGGAGGCUUCGACUGCGCUCUGCACCUCACAGACCUGGAAACAGGAACCCAGGUAUUCAGUGGUCAGAGUAACUUCAGAGUCACUACCUUGAAAUUUCACCCGAAAGACCACAACCUUUUUGUGUGCGGGGGCUUCAGCCCUGAGGUCAAAGCCUGGGACGUGAGGGCCGGCAAGGUGGUGAGGAGCUACAAGGCGACCAUCCAGCAGACCCUGGACAUCCUCUUCCUUCGCGAGGGCUCGGAGUUUCUGAGCAGCACGGAUGCCUCGAGCCGGGACUCUGCUGACCGUACCAUCAUCGCCUGGGAUUUCCGGAGCUCCGCCAAAAUCUCCAACCAGAUUUUCCACGAGAGGUACACCUGCCCCAGCCUGGCCUUGCACCCGCGGGAGCCCGUGUUCCUGGCCCAGACCAAUGGCAACUACCUGGCCCUCUUCUCCGCCGUGUGGCCCUACCGGAUGAGCAGAAGGCGGCGCUACGAAGGGCACAAGGUGGAAGGCUACGCGGUGGGCUGCGAGUGCUCCCCCGACGGAGACCUGCUGGUGACAGGCAGCGCGGACGGCCGGGUCCUGCUCUACUGCUUCCGCACGGCCAGCCGGGCACGCACGCUACACGGGCACACGCAGGCCUGCGUGGGCACCACCUUCCACCCUGUGCUGCCUUCCGUCCUCGCCACCUGCUCCUGGGAGGGUGACAUCAAGAUCUGGCACUGAGCCUUCCAGCGCUGCGCCCCUGGACAGACAUGGUCGCCCCCGGCACCCCGGGGGUGGGUGGGACUAAAUACCGAGGCUGGCACUCCUCCCCGGGUCCUCGGCGCCUCUGAAAUGGGGCCAGGAGCCUUCUGUCUCAGCUGUGAGGCUGGGAAGUGAGCGCCUGGCACACUGCUCGUGCCGCCCAGUAAACACCGCGUCUCGCUGUUUCGUAGGUGACUUCAGCG
Molecule: messenger RNA, 4010 nt
Organism: Pipistrellus kuhlii (Kuhl's pipistrelle)
Lineage: Eukaryota; Metazoa; Chordata; Mammalia; Chiroptera; Vespertilionidae
Gene: WDR25
Product: WD repeat domain 25
Exons: 8
Coding region: 2179-3786 (535 amino acids)
Molecular function (GO): protein binding
Source: RefSeq, a predicted model, not a curated record